Molecule: messenger RNA, 321 nt
Organism: Colletotrichum siamense
Lineage: Eukaryota; Fungi; Ascomycota; Sordariomycetes; Glomerellales; Glomerellaceae
Product: 54S ribosomal protein L27
Exons: 2
Coding region: 1-321 (106 amino acids)
Biological process (GO): translation
Cellular component (GO): mitochondrial large ribosomal subunit
Molecular function (GO): structural constituent of ribosome
Source: RefSeq, a predicted model, not a curated record
AUGAGGCCCUCCCCGAUCCUCCAGGUGCUCAAGUUCAGGCACCUGCGCCUGACGACCAAGGACGUCAACAAGGGCUUCUACAAGGGAAACCGCACCGGUGCCAUGGGUGAGCACACCAAGUACGGAGGAUACAGGAUCGACUACAAAAAAGUGCGGACGUACGUCGUCCCCGAGGGCCUGAAGAAGUGCAAGCUCACGCCUUUUGUUUCCGAGCUAGUGAAGCCCGCAGGACGAACGUACAAGAAGACCAACAACCCCGACGGACCCCGCGACCCAGCACUGUUCCUUAGCACGUGGAAGGAGAAGAACGGCUUCGACUAA